CCCGAGGGAGAGCAGCCACAGUGUACGCCCAGCGGGAGGCACUUUGCAUCUGUGACUUGAAGAUUUCUUCCUUCAAGAGUGGUCCUCCUCGGAUGAGACUGUCUACACUGCGCAGCAUGCUUCGCUGUCAUCAACAAUAAAUCAAUUGACUCUUUUUAAUGAGAUCUGGAAUGGGUCUCACAAAAGGCCGAAAUCAUUUGAAGUUGAAAGAACUGAAUGUGACAAAUAGUCAGACGGUGGGAUAAGAGCAGAAAAUCAUCGGGAAGAAUAUUCUUUGUCCACACAAAAGAAAACAACCUAUAUCUAAGAAUGGUUUCAGCAAGAGAGUAGCGGUGAAACUUAGACCGUUUCACUCUUGUAAAAUUCUGCGGAGCUGGGCUUGCCAGACGCACUGUCAACGCUGAUUCGAUUGGUAGAUGCGCGCGAGUCUCCGGAGCGAUGACUGACUCUGGAGCUGCCAGAAAAAUGACCAGAGCAAAGUUGGUCAUUCUUGGACGUGACAACUGCGGGAAAACUGCACUGUGUGUCAGAUUCAUCACCAAGCGGUUCAUUGGAGAAUACGACCAUAAAAAGGAGGUGACAUAUGGAUGCAGGAAAGUGGUUGAUAAAGAAGCUAUUGAUCUAGAAAUAUUAGAUACAGUAAACAAGGAGUGUGUGGGUCCAGCUGCAACCUCAUUGGAAAGCUCCAUUAAAUGGGGAGACGGAUUUCUUAUCAUGUAUUCUGUCACGGACCGCAGCAGCUUUGAAUAUGUAUCACGUCUGAAAAGGCUCAUUGACCAUGUCAAACAGACUCUUGGUAUCCCCACAGUGAUUGUUGCUAACAAGUGUGACAUAGAAAAUGGACGGGUAGUGCGGAAAGAAGAAGGGCAGGCUUUGGCUGCUGAUCUGAGGUGCAGCUUCUUUGAGUUGUCUGUAGCAGAAAGCAGUGCUUCUGUGGAGACUGCUGUGAGUCAGCUGAUUCGAGAGGUUCGCGUGGAGUUCAGCAAACAUCUACUUGCCCUGGAUAAAUGUUCACGUAUGCUGCAGAUGAGGCAUGCACUCAAGAAUAAGCUCACACGCAGUAAGACCAUGCAGUGGUGACUCUUGCGGACUCAAGAUGAAGAAAUGUCACCUUUCAUCUGUGUGGAAGAGCAUAGAGAAUGAGGAAUGUUCGAAUGGCGUGAAGGUCUCUUUGGAGAGCAUGAUCAAGUUUUCAGGGGGCAUUACUGACCAACAUGCAUUCAGUCUACGAUUGUGAUGUGGGCAGAUGUGGAUGAGGUGAAAUCAUUAUUACAGAAUAUCUAACUCUGCAGCAGAAGAAUACUCCAGUCUAUGGCAGAGCAAAUGCAUUCAAACUAGAACAUUUUCUCUUCUAGUCAGUAGAUGGUAAACUGUAAAAAGUAAUUUUUUGGGUUACAAUGAGUAGGUACAAAUGAUAUAAACAUAUGUUUAAGUUUCAAUUGCUUUUGAGCUGAAGUCUGUAAGUUAUAUGGUUUUUGUUUCUGUUAGAAGAUAACAUUAAUUACAAAUAAAUAUAUCUUUAAACAUAGAAUAGGAUUACAUAAUUAGCAUAAAUUAUCUUAAACAUCAUAGUGUUUGGAAUUUUCAUGUUUCACAUGUUAUAUGCUAUGUUAU
Alosa alosa (allis shad) is the source of this 1614-nucleotide messenger RNA. RefSeq lists its product as uncharacterized. Bases 439 to 1080 code for a protein of 213 amino acids. The transcript is spliced from 8 exons. Gene Ontology annotation, molecular function: GTPase activity; GTP binding. Lineage: Eukaryota; Metazoa; Chordata; Actinopteri; Clupeiformes; Clupeidae. The record is from RefSeq and is a predicted model, not a curated record.